AUAGAGAAAAUGCCUUCGGAAUAAAGCAAAGGAGACUAACAGUACUUGCAGACUCUAUAAAUUUAGAGUGGUGGAGAAGAGGAGGAGAAGAGAGCAAAAACCAAAGCGACCAAAAAGACACCAACAAAGCAUAUAGGAAAAGGAAAGCUUGUUUUGAAGCUAAGGAUAAGAAAAGUGCCUGCCAGAAACUAACCUACCCCAAGUGAAAGAGAUUGAGUCAUCCUCUUCCUUCCUACACCCAAAACCCAAUUCCUUUUUUGCCUUUUUCUUUCUUUCUUUUUUACCACUUACCACCACCACCAAAGAAGAAUCCAGUCCCCUCUCAAAAGUUCAUCUAUGUAAGCAAUAUAUAUCAUAGCAAGGAAAUAUCGAGGGAUGCGUGGAAAGAAAGAAGAAGAUCAAGGGGAGUGUUCUCAAGCUAUCCAUAACAUACAGGGGUACCAAGAACAGUUAUUUAUGCAACAACACCAGCAGAUGCACCAUCAGCUGCAGCAGGGAAAUGAUUUAUUUGGGGGAACACGGGGAGGGUUGAUAUUCCCUGAAGUUUCUCCCAUCAUACCAUGGUCUCUCCCUCCGAUUCACAAUUUCAAUCCGUCCCACCACUUCAUUGGUAACCCUGUUCGAGACGAUGACCCUUUUCUAGUCCCUCCUCCGCCGUCCUCGUACGGUGCUUUAUUCAACAGAAGAGCUCCUGGCGUGCAGUUUGCAUACGAUGGGACAUCGGCUGAUCAUCUAAGGAUCUUAUCUGACACUUUAGGACCGAUGGUUCAACCAGGCUCGGCUCCUUUCGGGCUACAAGCCGAGUUGGGUAAGAUGACUGCUCAAGAAAUCAUGGAUGCUAAGGCUCUCGCAGCAUCCAAAAGUCACAGCGAAGCUGAAAGGAGAAGAAGAGAACGAAUCAACAAUCAUCUCGCCAAGCUACGCAGCUUACUCCCAAGCACCACGAAAACGGACAAAGCUUCAUUGCUUGCAGAAGUGAUCCAACAUGUUAAGGAGCUGAAGCGACAGACCUCUUUGAUAGCGGAAACGAGUCCGGUUCCGACCGAAAUCGAUGAACUUACGGUUGAUACAUCGGAAGAAGACGGUAAGUUCGUGGUCAAAGCUUCACUUUGCUGUGAAGAUAGGUCAGACCUCUUGCCCGAUCUAAUCAAGACAUUGAAAGCUUUACGUCUAAAAACACUAAAAGCCGAGAUCACAACGCUGGGUGGGCGUGUAAAGAACGUUCUGUUUAUUACCGGAGAGGAAGACUCGAGUAGUAGCGGUGAGCAGCAACAGCAGCAGCUGCAGUAUUGUAUUAGUUCAAUACAAGAAGCAUUGAAAGCGGUGAUGGAGAAGACGUCUGUGGAUGAGUCUUCUUCGGGGAAUGUUAAGAGACAAAGGACCAACAUCAGUAUUCUUGAACACAGGUCUCUUUAACUUACAAAAAAAAUACCUUUGAAUACGUACUAUUUUUUAAUCUACUAAGUAUUCAUGAUGGGGGUGUUCAUUUUUCUCUUUUGUUUUUUUCUUUCCAUUUCUGGGAGUGUUUUAAAUGUGUAUUUCCUGUCAGUGGACAAAAUAUAUAAUGAUGGUGUGGUUGGUUUGUAUACAUAAACAAUGGGUUCAAUUAUAAACAAGGAUUUGAAGGAAAUGGGGGUAAGGUCUGAUGGCAUGAUCAUUGAUGAGGUGGUUGUGCUUGGGGUUUUGGUUAUCGUAUGAUCAUCAAUGAUGCUGAUUGCAAUGGAGAGAAGAAUAGGCCAAAAAAAGAGUGGAGGAUCUUUUUCGUGGGAAGAGAAACCUUAUAUCAAAACCCAACAUAGAAAACGUGAACGUGAUUGCUGUGGUGAGUGGAACCAGCUUAGCUUGGAGUUGGGACAAAAAACAUGAAACUCCAUGUUCUGGUUUGGUUUGGUCUGGUCUGGUCUGGGGUUUUGUUUUGUAGCAAAAUCUAUCCAUCUCUCUCUUCAGAUUUGGUGGGAAUUUAUGAUCAUAUGCA
Molecule: messenger RNA, 1975 nt
Organism: Hibiscus syriacus
Lineage: Eukaryota; Viridiplantae; Streptophyta; Magnoliopsida; Malvales; Malvaceae
Product: transcription factor bHLH30-like
Exons: 3
Coding region: 376-1416 (346 amino acids)
Biological process (GO): regulation of DNA-templated transcription
Molecular function (GO): protein dimerization activity; DNA-binding transcription factor activity
Source: RefSeq, a predicted model, not a curated record